AUGGGUCCUCGCAAGGCAUCGUCGUCUUUCUCCUAUUUAGGAGUUCAUGAUGCCAACAGCUUAGCUGAUACCAAAUCUAAACAGCUGGAUAAUAACGGGCCGGAGAAAGUUGAGAAAAUCUCAACUACUUAUGCUCUUAUCAAUUUACUCAAGGGAAUGGUUGGGCCAGGCUGUUUUGCCCUUCCAUUAUCGUUCAAACAAGCUGGUCUAUGGGCAGGAAUGGCUGUUGUUUUCUUAUUGGGAAUCGCAUCCUCCAUUUGCAUGAUUAAACUAGUCGAAUGCUCACAGUACUUAUGUAAAAGAAACAACAAACGAACUCUGGACUACGGACAGAUGGCGGAAGAAGCAUUCCGAUCGAGUUUUGCUCCUCUGAGGAAGUUCGCUUUCACGAUGAAAAUCAUUGUUAACAGCUGCCUCAUACUACUUCAAAUUGGAAUUUGCAGCGUUUUCUAUAUCUUCGUUGUUGACCAUCUAACAGAUAUUCAGUUGCAUAUAUGGCCACAUCUGCAUAUAUCAAGGAAUUUAUAUUUCCUGAUUGUGUUACCAGCCUUUCUCAUUCUAUGCACCAUCAGAACUUUGAAAGUCAUUUCCUAUGUGUGUCUGAUGGGAAAUAUCUUAAUGGCAUGCUCAUUAACUAUUAUAUUAGAGGAAUUGAUACGUGCUCCACACAUUAACACGAGAGACUUACCAGCUAUAACGGAUAUGAAUGGGGUUACCUUAGCUGCUGGAUCGAUCUUAUAUGCUCUAGAAGGACAAGCUUUGGUAUUACCAUUGGAGAACAAAAUGAAAUAUCCUCAGGAUAUGAAGGGGUACACUGGUGUACUGUCCACAGGUGUCAGCUUGGUUUCCUUGAUCUAUGCAGCUUGUGGAUUCUAUGGAUAUAUCACCUACGGGUGUGAAGUGAAAGCCAGUAUUACACUAAAUCUCACAGACAAACCAUUAGACUUCUCUGUUAAAAUAAUGCUUUUGAUUGUUGUCUUCUUUGCUUUCCUGAUUCAAUCCUUCCCAUUGGUGGAAAUGAUCUGGCCGCCCAUAAAGAAGAGGCUGAGAGAGAAGAAUUACAGCAGAACAGCAAGAAUUGCAUCUGAAUAUCUUUUCAGAUAUAGUAUCGUUUUUGUUGCAUUAGGAAUAUCAUUUGCUGUUCCUAAUUUGGAUGAGAUCAUUCCGUUAGUUGGAGUAACAGCUGGAAUGAUGUUAGCACUAGUUCUUCCACCUAUCAUGGAGACUGCCUGUUUCCUUCCUGUGUGGAUAGAAGAAGGAGCAACAUGGAAAAUGUACAUACGUCUAGCAUUAAACCUAUUGUAUUUCCUAAUGGGUCUGUUCUUCGUAGUAACCGGUCUACAAGCUAACAUAUCCACUCUCGCAUCUCAUACUUCUGACAAGAGUUGUCAAUCCAAUAUGAGCUUUUAA
This is a messenger RNA of Auanema sp. JU1783, 1410 nucleotides long. Lineage: Eukaryota; Metazoa; Nematoda; Chromadorea; Rhabditida; Rhabditidae. The record is from the annotation of a GenBank genome assembly.